AUGGAUUCCAGUGAUCAAAAGCUUCACAUAGCAAUGUUUCCAUGGCUAGCCUUUGGCCAUAUGAUCCCAUACCUAGAGCUCGCCAAGCUCAUUGCCCAAAAAGGCCACCAAAUCUCCUUCAUCUCCACUCCAAGAAACAUCGAACGUCUCCCGCAGCUCCCUCCGAAUCUCUCGUCGUCGUUAAUCACCUUCGUCAAGCUCCCGUUGCCCAGCGUAGAUGACGACUUCCCAGAAGCCGCGGAGGCCACCACAGACGUAUCGCAGAACAAAGUUAUGAAGCUUAAGAAGGUAUACGAUGCUCUCCAACAGCCCCUUACUCAUUUCCUAGAAUCUUCCAACCCAGAUUGGCUACUCUUCGAUUUUGCAGCUUACUGGGCCCCAGCUACUGCCCGUAACCUUGGCAUACCAUGUGCCUUCUUUAGCAUAUUCAUCGGAGCAUGCUUAGCUUUUGUUGGGCCCACUUCCCCGGAAAUAUCCCCGGAUGAUCGUAAGAACCCGGAGGAUUACACCGUCCCGCCCAAAUAUUUAUCGGUUCAUGGAGGGGAUGAGGGGCUGUGA
This is a messenger RNA of Prunus armeniaca (apricot), 558 nucleotides long. The record is from the annotation of a GenBank genome assembly. Lineage: Eukaryota; Viridiplantae; Streptophyta; Magnoliopsida; Rosales; Rosaceae.